Messenger RNA from Protopterus annectens (West African lungfish), 1605 nucleotides. RefSeq names its product fibrinogen beta chain (gene FGB). Gene Ontology annotation, molecular function: signaling receptor binding. Gene Ontology annotation, biological process: protein polymerization; blood coagulation; platelet activation. The transcript is spliced from 8 exons. Gene Ontology annotation, cellular component: fibrinogen complex. The record is from RefSeq and is a predicted model, not a curated record. The coding region runs from base 16 to 1488 and encodes 490 amino acids. Lineage: Eukaryota; Metazoa; Chordata; Ceratodontiformes; Protopteridae.
GGGGUAGAUCUGCUCAUGAGGACUGAACCUGUUACGUUUUUAUGUGAGCGCAAGAUCAGAGGAAGCAUGAAGCUACUUCUGCUUAGUCUGCUUUGCAUUAUAAUAGUCAGAGCUCAAGACAGUAACUUGGAUAUUAGAGGACAUCGACCUUAUGAUUCUCCCAGAGAGCCACGUCCAACUUACAGACCUCCACCUGCCCCUGUAGAUUCAGGUGUAGUAUACCGAGCACGCCCUACUUCUCCUCCAAGGGCAGGACAACUGGCACGAAGAGUUGUCAUACAAGAUGAAGGUGGAUGCAGGCAUUUUGAAGAGGAACUGGGAGUUAUGUGCCCAACAGGUUGUCAGCUGCAAACAGCCAUAGUGAAGCAGGAAGGUGAUGUCCGAAGGGCGGUCAAUGACCUCAACAUUAAUGUGAACAACCUGGCUCAGUCUUCCAACAUCAUCUACAGACAUGUGUCAUCUAUGGAAAGUUCACUAAAGGACAGAGAAAAGGCUUCUGAAAAUAACAAAAAUGUAAUUACUGAAUAUACGACAGAACUGGAGGAGCAACAUAGUUUCAUCAAGGAAAAUGUCGACAACAAUAUUCCUUCUAGCAUCCGACUCCUUCGUGCAGCUUUGGACUCAGUAAGGGCGAAAAUACAAAGCUUAGAAAGUGCUAUUACAACUCAGAAGGAAUACUGCCAUAAUCCAUGCACUGUGACAUGUAACAUUCCAGUGGUAUCUGGCAAAGAAUGUGAGGACAUCAUCAGAAGGGGAGGUGAUGUUUCUCAGAUGUAUCUGAUCAGUCCAGAUCCAUUCUUCAAACCCUACAAAGUAUACUGUGACAUGACCACAGAAAAAGGAGGAUGGACAACGAUACAGAACAGACAAGAUGGCAGCAUUGACUUUGGCAGAAGAUGGGAUGAUUACAGAUCUGGUUUUGGAAAUAUUGCAUUGCCUGGCAGCAAGAAGUUCUGUGAAGUCCCAGGUGAAUAUUGGCUUGGAAAUGACAAAAUCAGCCAGCUAACUAAAUUAGGACCCACUGAGCUGUUGAUCGAAAUGGAAGACUGGGAGGGAAAGAAGGCAACAGCUAUUUAUAAUCGGUUUACUAUACAGAAUGAACAAAGCAAUUAUCGUCUGUCAUUGUCUGGCUACAGGGGUACUGCUGGCAAUGCACUAAUAGAUGGAGCUUCACAGUUGUUUGGAGAGAACCGCACCAUGACAAUUCACAACGACAUGAUGUUCAGCACCUAUGAUAGAGAUAAUGAUGGAUGGUUCUCAAUAGACCCACAAAAACAGUGUGCUAAAGAGGAUGGUGGUGGCUGGUGGUACAACCGUUGUCAUUCAGCCAAUCCAAAUGGAAGAUAUUACUGGGGUGGAGCAUACUCAAAGGACAUGACACUACACGGCACAGAUGAUGGCGUUGUAUGGAUGAACUUGAAGGGGUCAUGGUAUUCCUUGAAGAGAAUAUCUAUGAAAAUUCGUGCAGUCUUUGGGCAAAGUAAAUAAAAUGUUGUUAAAAAGGAAAACUAAACAAAUUAAUGCAGAAAAUACAGAAGCAGUUUACCCUGUCAUGUGACUUUUUGUUUCGUUUUUUGUAAUAAACUCAUUAUAAUUAUAAGGUUA